Messenger RNA from Colletotrichum graminicola M1.001, 2184 nucleotides. RefSeq lists its product as uncharacterized. Gene Ontology annotation, biological process: rRNA processing. Lineage: Eukaryota; Fungi; Ascomycota; Sordariomycetes; Glomerellales; Glomerellaceae. Gene Ontology annotation, cellular component: nucleus. The transcript has a single exon. The record is from RefSeq and is a predicted model, not a curated record. Gene Ontology annotation, molecular function: RNA binding. The coding region runs from base 1 to 2184 and encodes 727 amino acids.
AUGUCUUCGUCAAAGUCGAGCAAGAAUGGCAAAAUCACCGAUUCUCGGUUCUCCAACUUCGAGACCGACCCUCGCUUCCGUCUGCCUUCCAAGAAGCAGACCAAGACCACAAUUGACAAGCGAUUCUCGCGCAUGCUGAAGGACGAAUCCUUUACAUCCACCUCAAAGGUCGACCGAUACGGCAGAAAAGUCAAGUCCGACGCCAAGAAGAAGGCCCUGCAGCGGCUGUACGAGCCGGAAGAUGGGGACCAGGAGGAAGCCCAGGAGGACGGCAUGGAGGUCGACGCCGACGACAUUGUCGAGCGGGAGCUGGCAAAGGCCAAUGCCAAGUACGACCCUGCGCGCGGCGGCGGAUUCUCAGAGUCCGAGUCCGAGUCCGAGUCGGAAUCCGAAGACGACAACGACUCGGAAGAAGAGGCUGCGGCCGCGUCUGACCCCAAGGCGUCCAUGUCUCGCCUUCACGACGAACAGGCCGAGGUCGAGGAUGGCGAAGUCACGAACAGGAUAGCGAUUGUCAACCUCGACUGGGACAACAUCAAGUCGGCCGAUCUGUUUGCACUCUUCACCAGCUUCUUGCCUCCGACCGGCGGCCGAAUCGAAAAGGUCUCGGUCUACCCCAGCGAGUUUGGCAAGGAACGCAUGCAGCGCGAGGAGCUCGAGGGCCCCCCGAAGGAGAUCUUCAAAAAGUCGGACGAUUCCGACGAGGAUAGUGAGGACAGUGAGGACGAGGACGAGGCGAUUAAGAAGGAACUGCUGGAGGAGGGAGAUGCCGAGGACUUUGACCACGAUGCGCUGCGCAAGUACCAGCUCGACCGCCUGCGCUACUUUUAUGCCGUCAUGACCGUCUCCGACAAGACGACGGCACAGAAGCUUUACGAGGCCACCGACGGCACCGAGUACCAGUCAUCGUCCAACUUCCUCGACUUGCGGUUCAUCCCCGAUGAUGUCACAUUCGACGACGAGCCCAGAGACGAGUGCACCAAGAUGCCCGAAGGAUACAAGCCUGUCGAGUUCACCACCGACGCUCUGCAACACUCCAAGGUCAAGCUGACGUGGGACGUCAAUCCCGACGACGCCGCGCGCAAGGCCUCCAUCAACCGAGCUUUCACCGGUAGCCGCUCACAGCUCGAAGAAAACGAUCUCAAGGCAUAUCUGGCCAGCGACAGCGAGGACGAUGGCGAUUCGUUUGCUGGCUUUGACGAUGAGGAGAAGCAAGAGGAGGAGGAUGCGGCUGCCGAGCCCAAGCUCUCCAAAAAGGAGCUCGCCCGUCGGAAGAUGAGAGAAGCACUGGGUCUGGGCGCCGAGGAGGAGAAGAAGUCCAAGAACGGCCCCGUCGGAGAGAUGGAGAUCACAUUCACGCCCGCCCUGACGGAAAGCAAGAAGGACAAGAAGCCGGAAGAAGAGGAGACGACGAUCGAGAAGUACAAGCGCAAGGAGCGCGAGCGCAAAGAGCGGAAGCGUGAGGCGGCCCGCGCCAGACGCGAGGGCGGCGUUGCAGGCGCCGCCCAAAAUGGCGCCGAGCCUGCGGAGGACAGCGAAGAGGAGGUCGGCGCCGCGGGCGAGGACCUCGGCUUCGACGACCCCUUCUUCACGACCGAGGAGCCAGCGGCUGUUGCCAAGAGCAAGACGUCGGUGCGCAAGGAGGAGCGCCUCGCGAAGCGCGCGGCGCGCGAGGCCGAAGAGAAGGAAAAGGCGGCGCAGAAGGCGCAGCUGCAGCUCCUAAUGGCGGACGAGAACGACAGCGAGCAGGCGGCGCACCUGGACCACUUCGACAUGAACGAGAUCCUGAAGGCGGAGAAGCUCAAAAAGAAGAAGGGCAAGGCGGCCAAGAAGCUGGCGGCCAAGAGGGCGGCCGAGGACGACGACGACGGCAAGGUCGGGCUGCAGGAGGACUUCAAGAUGGACGUUGACGACGAGCGGUUCAAGGCCGUGUUCGAGAGCCACGAGUACGCCAUCGACCCGUCGAACCCCAAGUUCAAGGGCACCGAGGCGAUGAAGAAGCUGCUCGAGGAAGGCCGCAAGAAGAGGAAGGCCGGCGGGGACGGGGACGACGAGCCGCCCGCCGAGAGAGACGGCAAGAAGGCGAAGAAGACCAAGGGGGACAAGAAGGCCGAGGACGACGAGCUGAGCAGGCUCGUCGCUUCGGUGAAGAAGAAGGCCGCCGGCAAGGCUGGGAAGAAAUAG